AUGGAGGCCUCGGCCCCCGGCCGGCGGCGGCGGCGGCGGGGCUGGCGGCGGGCCCGGGGCGCGGGCUGCGCGCUCAGCUGGGCCGCGGUCGGCCUCGUGCUGUCCGCCUUCGUGGCGCGGGCGUCCCCCCCAGGCCCGGAGCCGCAGCUGACCUCGGAGCACGCGGUCCGCGUGGACGCGCGGGAGGGGGGGCUCCGGGGGCUCACGGCCUGCGGGAGGGCGGCCGGGCCGGCGGGGACUGAGCGCGCCGAGGCCCCCGCUUGCGGGGAGCGCGAGAUGCUGGAGCCGCGCGUGCCUGGCAGGCAGCGGCCUCCCGGCCCCGAGGACACUCGCCGCCCCGUGUUCCGCGCUGUUGGGGCCGGUGCUGUGCUUUGCGCUGCUGCUGCUGCCGCUGCUAGUCCGCGUGCCCGGCAGCACUGGCCCCACGAACGUGAGCGCGUAUCGUACCCGAGCCCUACGCGGUCUGUGCCACGCGCAGGGUGCGUGCUGGUCAAGGGGGGUCACGGCGGGCCCGGGCCCCGCGGACUGCUGACGCAGUGGGAGACCCUGCCGGCGCUCGAGGGACCCGUAGGCCGGGGCACAGCACGUGCCCGGAGGGAGGGGCUGGAGACGGGACCAGGGCAGGCCGCGGGCUUCACGGGGUGGUUGUGGAGACCCUGGAGGCGGGCGAUAGCGGGGAAGCAGGAAGAGGUGAAUCUCGGGGGAGUAGGCGGAGGAGGCCGCGCCUUCCCCGGUGACCCGGCCGCGGGGACUGCCACACCCACCGCUGCGGUGCCCCAGCUUCUGACCAGGCACGUUGCUGAUCUUGCCUUCUUGUUUUUCAUAGUCGGAUAUUUCAUUCGAUUUCCAAGAGGUUUUCGCUUGACCCAAGAAACGGUGAAAAUUGUGGGAUCAUCCAGUUUUCCAGUGAAAGUAUAUGUUAUGCUCCAUCAAAAGAGUCCGCACGUGUUAUGUGUAACCCCACGGCUGCGGAAUUCGGAAAUGAUUGAUCCAUCAUUCCAAUGGCAUGGGCCAAAAGGAAGAAUUAUUUCAGAGAACAGCACUGCACAAGUAACAUCCACAGGAAGCCUUGUAUUCCAGAACUUUGAGGAGGGCAUGAGUGGCGUGUACACGUGUUUCCUGGAAUACAAACCAACUGUGGAAGAAAUUGUUAAAAAUAUUCAACUAAAAUAUCUUAUAUAUGCAUAUCGUGAGCCUCAUUAUUAUUACCAGUUCACAGCUCGAUACCAUGCAGCUCCCUGCAACAGUAUCUAUAAUAUUUCUUUUGAGAAGAAACUUCUUCAGAUUUUAAGCAAAUUGGUUCUUGACCUUUCAUGUGAAGUUUCUUUACUGAAGUCGGAGUGCCAUCGUGUUAAAAUGCAAAGAGCUGGUUUGCAAAAUGAAUUGUUCUUUACGUUUUCAGUUUCAUCUCUAGACACUGAAAAAGGACCUAAGCCAUGUGUGGACCAUAAUUGUGAAUCUUCCAAAAGACUGUCUAAGGCUAAAAAUCUUAUAGAGAGAUUUUUUAAUCAACAAGUAGAAGUUCUAGGCAGACGUUCAGAGCCAUUGCCUGAAAUAUACUAUAUUGAAGGUACUCUCCAAAUGGUUUGGAUUAAUCGCUGCUUUCCAGGGUAUGGAAUGAAUACCCUGAAACAUCCAAGAUGUCCUGAAUGCUGUGUGAUCUGCAGCCCUGGAUCUUAUAACCCCCGUGAUGGAACUCACUGCCUUCAGUGCAACAGCAGCCUGGCGUUUGGAGCAAAAGCAUGCUUAUAG
Molecule: messenger RNA, 1752 nt
Organism: Nyctereutes procyonoides (raccoon dog)
Lineage: Eukaryota; Metazoa; Chordata; Mammalia; Carnivora; Canidae
Gene: ZPBP
Product: zona pellucida binding protein
Exons: 10
Coding region: 1-1752 (583 amino acids)
Biological process (GO): acrosome assembly; binding of sperm to zona pellucida
Cellular component (GO): zona pellucida receptor complex; acrosomal vesicle; extracellular region
Source: RefSeq, a predicted model, not a curated record